AUGUUUGGUGCAGGAAUCCCAGUAUUGGCGAAGAGAUUCAAUUGCAUUGGCGAAUUGGUGCAAGAAGGUCAGAAUGGACAAUUGUUCGAAACGGCGACAGACCUCUUCCAACAGCUCUACACUCUUGCCACCGGGUUUCCUACACACUGCAAGAAACUCCACGACCUGAAGCAGUUCGUUCUUGACGAUAGCCUGCCAUCGUGGGAGGAGAACUGGGCUACAGUAGCUAAGCCAAUUCUGGCGCCAAAUCUUGACCCACAUUUCGAAAGGGUAAUGGCAAGGGAGCCAGCGGAAUAG
Molecule: messenger RNA, 297 nt
Organism: Ostertagia ostertagi
Lineage: Eukaryota; Metazoa; Nematoda; Chromadorea; Rhabditida; Trichostrongylidae
Source: the annotation of a GenBank genome assembly